Messenger RNA from Rana temporaria (common frog), 2421 nucleotides. RefSeq names its product NACHT, LRR and PYD domains-containing protein 1b allele 3-like. Gene Ontology annotation, biological process: regulation of apoptotic process; inflammatory response; innate immune response. The transcript has 12 exons. The record is from RefSeq and is a predicted model, not a curated record. Bases 265 to 1878 code for a protein of 537 amino acids. Lineage: Eukaryota; Metazoa; Chordata; Amphibia; Anura; Ranidae.
UGAGGUGUAUAUGUCCAUACAUAGAGGACCUUUCAUUAUGACAUAAGUUUGUGUGUGGGGAGAGAUCACAGAGCCGGUGAGAGGGAGAAAUAUAGUCCCGCUCAUGCACUAUACCUCCAUUUUCUGAGAAUCUGUUCCUUUGACAUCUGUACACAGCAGUGAGAGAGUACAGACCUCAACCCCACCUCUCCGACAUCCCAUCGCAGAGGAAAUACAGGUUUACUUUCACUUUCAAGUUCGGAGAUCUCGCCCGUCUACACAAAUAUGGCCCACAAGGUCUUCGUUGGUAAUCCAAAUGACCUGAUGAGAGCCCUGGAAAGGGACGCACUAGAGAUCAGCAGGCGGCACUUUGUGAAUAAACACGAGGCGAACCUGAUAAAUGGGACUGAUAAUGUAGAUGCCGUUCUGCAUGAGCUCCUGGAGGAGGAACUGCUUUCCGAUGUAGAAUACAGAUGCGUUUGCAGUAAACGGACCUCCCGGGAUAAGAUGAGGCAGCUCUAUCAAUAUGUCUUCCUCUGGGAUUUCGAGGACAAGGACACUUUCUUGGAGAUCCUGAAGAAACACAACGGAGUGCUUAUAGCGGACUUGCAGAGGAGGGAUGGUAUGCCAGAAGAGGAAAGCACUCAGUCUGAGGGAUACUAUUUAUUACCAUCAAGUUCAUCCUCUUUCUCUUCUUCCCCAAAAGACGAGAUGGACUGUGACGUCUGUGGGAAGAAUCAGGACCCGGCUGAUAUUCCAGUUAUGCCAAAAAUAAGUGGAAAUACAUACAGGUUGGAACUUAGAUGUGCCGGACGCUUCUGCUGUUUAGAGACCGGGAUUAAAUUCGAGGUGACCCGUCCGAUAACUAUUGAGUAUGAACUGGAUUCCUGGUCUAAAUACAUGGACAAUCCGCAGCUCCAAGAAUCUGGGGUCCUGGGACCUCUGUUCAACAUUAAGACACCGGUACAGCCAAAUAUAGUGUCUGCAGUGUACCUUCCACAUUAUCUGUGCUUGAAAGAACUGAGUGGAGACCUGUCUUGGAUUAAAUGCGCUCAUUUCAAAGAUGGAAACCUGAGUGUGGAAACACCAACACAAGUUCUACCGUUCCAUGUCGUUCUGGAAAAUCCCUCAUUUUCCUCACUUGGAGUUUUUUUCUGGAACUUGUUACCAAAAGCAGUGGCCAAGUACAUCCCAAUACAUGGCAAAGUUCUCUUGUACUUCAAAAAAGCUGGAAGGCAAUGUGUGGAGUAUAAGAUUCACCUGUACCUAUUGCCUGCGUUUGCCCCAAUAGACAAGGAUUUUUUACAAGAAAAGACUAGAAAUGGAUUUGUGAAGAUUGAUAAACCGCCCAGAACCAAAACCAUCUACACCAAGAAAAGCUACACUGUGAAGGGACCAGAGAAUGCCCAUGUACAACCCACGGGGUUGGAUGUGCAGUGUGUCUCCCCAUUAGAGAGCUACACAGAUAUCACCAUGGAUGCUGCAGUGAAAUUGAUUGACUUGUGUCUGGUACAGGAAGGUGGCAAGGACCAGAUCUGGGGUUGUCGUAUGUCCAGAGGAGAAGUUGAAGAAUUGCAUGGACGGGUGCCAAAGUGUGCAAAGCCCAAAGGUGUAUUGGUCCUGCACAGUGGUACUAAGCAGCAAUUUGUGGAUAAGUAUCGGGAGGCUCUGAUUAAAUGGGUGUCCCUCGUGGAUCCCAUCCUGGACAGUCUUGUGGCUCAGAAGCUGCUGACCGAUGAAGCGUAUGACAACGUCCGCAGCAAGACCACCUCUCAGGAGAAGAUGAGGGAGCUGUACAGGAUCAGCAGGGGCUGGGGUACGUCUCACAAGGCCAAGCUCUAUGAUGCUCUGGAGACGCACAAUGCUCCUCUCAUCCAACAUCUGAAGGAGGCCUGGUGAUGGACUAUUCUAUUCUAAUAGGGGGAAGACCUCAGUGCUAUUUUAGUCUUCAAAAUACGCAUGAGAAAUUUCUAAAAACAUGGACCCGUUGAUCCAAUACACUCAUCCUUCUAUACCAAUGGCCAGUUAUACCCUGCUAUGAGCACUGAGACCCUGAUGUUCCGGCUAGGUGUUCCUGGCCUCCUUUCUCACUCUCCUCUUUUCCUCCCUGGUCAAUUUUUUCUCCCUUUUCCACCUACUUAGGCUCUUUCGUAGGGAUGGUCCCUGCUUAUGCAUUCCUUUUUUUUUUUUAUGUAGUUUUUUUUUUAUACUAAACUCCAUACAUAUGCCUCUAAUCCAUCACCAAAGUUUGUUUCCUUUUAUUGACAUUGUUACUCUGUUACGGCACAAUUAAUGUGCCCUUUGGUAUACUAACCAUUUUUUGCUUUAACUUUUCCACUUGAUGUACGAUUGCUACACUUAUUACACUUCUAUUUGUAUACCUGAUCAAAGUUACACAUUGCAUUCCUUAAACUUUUCAAUAAAAAAUUAUUGAAAUAGAAA